Molecule: messenger RNA, 1302 nt
Organism: Lobosporangium transversale
Lineage: Eukaryota; Fungi; Mortierellomycota; Mortierellomycetes; Mortierellales; Mortierellaceae
Product: ubiquitin-conjugating enzyme/RWD-like protein
Exons: 11
Coding region: 1-1302 (433 amino acids)
Source: RefSeq, a predicted model, not a curated record
AUGUCCAACGCUGUGACAUUACGUCUGACAAAGGAAUUGUCUGAAUUCACAAAGAAUCCUGAUCAUCAACUGUUUCUUCAUUAUGAUGAAUCAAAUAUCAUGACUAUUAAAGCCAUGAUCACUGGUCCUCCUGACACACCAUACUGCCUUGGUCAAUUCGAGUUUAGCUUGGUGUUCCCAAAGGAUUACCCUACUGCUCCUCCUAAAGUAACUGCUUUGACUACCAACCAUGGACGAACGCGUUUCAAUCCCAAUAUAUACGCUGGUGGAAGGGUCUGUCUUAGUAUCCUUGGCACAUGGAGAGGCAAUGCAGGUGAACAAUGGUCUUCUGCACAUGGAAUCACUAGUAUUUUGUUGAGCAUCCAAUCACUCAUGAGCGAUAUGCCCUAUCGCAAUGAGCCUGGACAUGACCUUGAGAAGGAUAUGUCUAAACUAGAACCUUAUAACCAAAAGAUCCGUCAUGAGACAAUUCGCAUUUCUAUUUGCGACCGCUUGGAAGGAUUCCUCGGGACACCUACAGCCUCGACCUCUGCCAUUUUUGAGCCUCUAUAUGCAAAUAGCGUGACAUCGUAUGACGAGUUUAGUGAUCUAUCCAAGCGUUUAUUCUUGGCGUACUAUGAUAUUUAUCAACAUACUGUACAAAAGGAAUCCGCAGUAGUUUCUGAUGGGACGCCCUUCUAUAGAGCACCCUUUGAAUUCGGUGGAAACAAGAUGGAUGGCAAAUUUGGAUAUGCAUCCCUAGCAAAACGUUUAGAGGUGAUCAAGACAGCAAUCGAGAGGGAGACAUUAGAAUGGAUUUCACAGUCGAGUCAAUGGAUCAAGGACUCCACCCGGAUGUCAAGUAACUUGCGGCGUCAAUAUGAGCAAAUCUGUGAAUACUAUCGUGAAAACAAUACAGGAGGUGUGGAGGUUGAGCUUGUUGAAGAUAAUCCGUUUGUCUGGACAUUUACACUUUUCGGUAAACCAAUGAGUAACUAUGAUGGAGGCAUGUUCAAGGUUCAGAUGGUAUUCCACGACUCGUUCCCAGAUAUCCAGCCGCGUGUCAAGUUCCUGACACCGAUGUACCACGUUCAUGUGACGGUGGAUGGUGUUCCGUUCUAUGCUGUUGGAAAGCCAGAUGAUGUUAGAACUCAUAUAAUAGCGAUCACUCGCCUGAUCCUUGAAGAUGAGCCCUCCACCAACCCUUCGACUCAUGUGAAUUUGGAGGCGGCCAAGCUUCACUUUGGUACCAAGGAGCAGCGUCGUGAAUACAAUAGGAAUGCACGACGAUGCGCUAGUCGCUCAACUGAGUAUUUCGAGUAA